GUUUUUCUGACCGCAGUGUGGCUCAGUCAUACGGAGAGAGGUAAGAUUGGCAUGUUUUGGCAUGUUUUGCCUAGUAAAUCUCGCAGGGCUUGGCAUGAACGGAGAAGAGGGAAACAGUGGGAAACAGUGAAUUCAUGGUGGGGCUCGUCCCCAGCAAUUCACAGGAAGAGCCAGGAAGGCCAGAAGGAUCCGACUGCGCCUGCUCAGCCCUGUAGUGCCGUAGUAGUGCCAGAUCAGCUUAUCAAAGUGGCCAAAUCUCCCACUAUAAAAGCCUAAGGUGCCCCUCGUUCCCAUCAUCAGUCCUUCAUCAUACUAUCCCACUUUCCUCCUUUCUCCGACUUAGAAGUCAGAUAAAAACACUUACAUCACACAUCCAUAUCGAUUUACCCCUCUUCGUCUCACACACACACACACACACACACACACACACACACACACACAUUAUGUCCGGCUACGAUCAGUACAACCAGGGCCAGGGUGGCUACUACGGCCACCAGCAGGGUGGUUACCAGCAGGGUGGCUACCAACAGGGCGGCUACCCCCAGCAGCAGGGCUAUGGACAGCAGCAGGGCUACGACCAAUACAACCAGCACAGCCAGCAGCACGGUAGCCAGGGUGGCUCUGCCAACGACUACUAUGGCUCCAGCGGACAGCAGUCUCAGUAUGGUGGUGAGAGCCAGUACGGCCAGCAGCAACAGUACGGCCAGCACGGUCAGCAGCAGUACGGUCAGGACCAGCGUGGAGAGUACAACCAGCAGGGUGCCCCUGGUGGCGCUCAGGAUGGCGAACGUGGCCUCGGUGGUGCCCUCGCCGGUGGGCUUGCGGGAGGCUUUGCCGGUCACAAGGCGGAUCACGGGAUCCUCGGAACCAUCGGUGGUGCCAUCAUCGGAAGUAUCGCUGAGGACGCCAUCAAGAAGCACAGACACAAGGAGGAGGAGCAGCAGCAGCAGUACGGCGGCUACCCUCCCCACGGUGGUCCCGGUGGCCCCCCUCCUCCCGGCUCUCACCACGGUGGCGGUGGUAUGAUGGACCAGUUCGGCAGCUUCUUCAAGAAAUAG
Aspergillus japonicus CBS 114.51 is the source of this 1058-nucleotide messenger RNA. RefSeq names its product putative high expression lethality protein Hel10 (gene hel10). NCBI's taxonomy places the organism in Eukaryota, Fungi, Ascomycota, Eurotiomycetes, Eurotiales, Aspergillaceae. The record is from RefSeq and is a predicted model, not a curated record. Bases 444 to 1058 code for a protein of 204 amino acids. Gene Ontology annotation, cellular component: outer membrane. The transcript has 2 exons.